AUGAAUUACGGUUACGUUCCUAAGGAUGGUCAUGGCGGUAAUAUUCCUCAACAACACAAUGGUCCUUCACCACAAUCAUUUCACCAACAAAUUCCUCUUCAAAACUCGUAUUCUCGGAAUGGAAGACCAACUUCUUUAUCUACCGAACAUCAAAUAUUUCAAACAAAUCGACUGCGUAUUAAUAAUGAUAAUUAUAAUUAUCCUUCCAGAAAUGUUCCUCUUGAAAGUCAAUCACCAAGAUAUAACGCAUCCUCGGUGAUUCCACCACAAGUUGCUCAACAAAAUCAACAUUUCAAUCAAACCAAUCCACAAAUAAAUCCUCAACAAAUUAAUUUUAAGCAACCUAAUCAACAAAUAAUUGAUCCUAAUCUUCAGAUUAAUUCACAACAAAUUAGCCCUAAACAGAUUAAUCCACAACAAAGUAGCCCUCAACAGAACAAUCCUCAGCAAAUCAACCCUCAACAGAUUAUAAUUCAUCAACAAGUUAACCCUCAACAGAAUAUUCCUCAAAAAGUCAACCCUCAACAGAUUAAUCUCCAACAAUUUAAUCCUCAACAAACAAAUCAACAAUUUGUUUCAAAUCCUCACGAACAUAAUCAAUAUAUCCAUACGGAAAAUAGCAUUAAUUCACCAAAUUUUAUCAUUGUUCAAGAAGCGUCGCAACCACCCUUAAAUGCCAUUGUAGUUACGGAAAAGGGGGAUAUACCAGGACAAGUUGAUUAUUCGAUUCCAUCAAUCAAUAGGACUUUUACACAACUUACUAGUCUGGAGCAAAUUUGGGAUUUGCCUUUAACUCAUGAUGGUAAACCAACUUGGAAAUUUUGUGAAUAUGAAGGGUCAUAUGAACUAACUUCUUAUUUUAUCUUUGUGUUUCAAUCUUGUAUUUUUAUAGAUCCAUAG
Molecule: messenger RNA, 900 nt
Organism: Funneliformis geosporum
Lineage: Eukaryota; Fungi; Glomeromycota; Glomeromycetes; Glomerales; Glomeraceae
Source: the annotation of a GenBank genome assembly